Messenger RNA from Cryptotermes secundus, 4134 nucleotides. Its product is annotated as zinc finger protein 429. The transcript has 4 exons. Gene Ontology annotation, cellular component: nucleus. Bases 340 to 2925 code for a protein of 861 amino acids. The record is from RefSeq and is a predicted model, not a curated record. NCBI's taxonomy places the organism in Eukaryota, Metazoa, Arthropoda, Insecta, Blattodea, Kalotermitidae.
UUGGCUGCAAUAUGUAUCAUGUCAAAGUAGUGUCCCGUGUAAAGGGGUCGACAAAAAAAGAUAAGUUAUUACGUUUGUUUUCAACCUAAUUUUGUAAUCGCUGGAAAAUUAUUAAGAACGAAUAGUCUACUGCAGGGGAUGUCAUAUAUAGUAACAUAACUUUUGAGGAGGAAGUGUCUCGAUUUGUGUAAUUUUUUAAUCUGUAAAUUACAAAGCAGAGUUGGGCCAUUGUUGUCACUGCAAGGUCACCCCUGUACAAUCUAACCUUACCUGUCAUACUAAUGGAAAUUAUUUUUCUCUUCUGAGUUGCACAGAAUCUGUUUGAAAAGUACUUUUAAGAUGAGUGAUAGUGAAAAUGUAAAGCAGUUGAACUGUUUAAUAUGUAAUGUUGAAGUUUCAGUCAAUGCAAGCUAUAGUAUAUUUUAUACAGUCAUUCCCCACAGUGGCACUUUACUUGCAAAUUCUAUUCAGAAAGUGAUACGCAGAACUGUAGAGCAGUCCUCAAUACCUAGUACUUUUAUUUGUACAAAAUGUUUUGCAUUAUUUGAAGAAUUAGAUUACUCAGAGGAAAAGUGCAUUAAGUUAAAGAAAGAUAUCUUAACAUGUUUUGCCAAAAGUUGUCAUGAAAAUGGAUAUGAUUUGGAGGAUGUUCAAGGUAUAGGAUGUCAAACUGAAGAUCAACAAAACAAUGAAUCUGUAGACUGCAUAAGUGCACUGAAAGUUGAGAAGUGUGAAUUCACAGGAAAUGAAUCAGAAGGAAAAAAUACUUCACAGUCAUUGAACAGUGAAGAUGAGUCAAAAUACAAUGACACAAGUGCAUCUGUAAAUAAAGAUGUCAGUAAAUCUAGCAGUAAUAGUAAUAAAGAUCGCAGUAAAAGAAAAGGUAAUCCUCGGAAGAAGGCCCAAAAUACAAAACCACCAGUAAAUGUAGCAGAAAAUAACAAAAUUAGUACCUCUGCAUCAGGAAAACAGUUUGAAAUAAAGACCAAGGAUGCAAGAAGAAGGCGGCGAUAUGUUCAUCCUUGUAGACUCUGUGGUCGUCUCUUCCGCCGUCCCUGUGAAGUGAAACAGCAUCUCUUAUCACAUGGUGGUGCAAAACCGUAUCAAUGCAGAGACUGUGGCAAGCGAUUUGGAUCAAAAUCUGGUGCAGGAAUUCAUGCAUUAAAACAACACGGAAAAGAUGUCUCUGUUGAAAAUAUAAUAGAUGUGUGUCACAUCCCUUUAGAAAGUGUGGCAGUAUCAUUGAACCAGGCUACUUUAAAAGAGGUGGCCUGUCAUAUAAAAGGAAGUAGUGAUAAAACUGAAGGUGAUCCUGGUGGUAGUCAGUCAGACAGCAGUAGUACAAGUGAUGAUGAUUUUGAAUGGAAGAUGGAUGAGGAUAUAUUUGAUAUGGAAAAUGAAGAGAAGGAGGUUAAAGAGGAGGAGGUAGACAAUGAAGAAAUGCAUCCUUCUACAGAAACUGAAAAGGAAGACUCAAAUGAAAAUGUUAAAAAAGGGGAGACAAACCCUGAAAGUGAUGGCAUUGAACAUGAAAUUAAAGACCGUGUACCAUGUGUAAAAGCAGAACCAAAAACUUCUCGUCCUAAACCAAUAAAGAGAAAGACUGAAAGUAUUGACAGGAAGAAAAGUAGCCGUGUAGGUGCUAAGGAGAAGAAACCAAAGAAGAGAGACCCUUUUCCAAAGCCACCGAAACAUGAGUGUACAAUCUGUGGAAAAAUGUGGAGAACAAUGAGUGAAUUCAAGUCGCAUGUGGCAACACACAGUGAUGAAAGACCAUUCAUCUGUGAGAUCUGUGGACAAGCAUACAAGCACAAAGCUGCCCUGGAUAUCCAUGUUGGCAUGCAUAAUGGUAUCAAUCCCUUCAGUUGCCCUUUCUGCAAUAAGGCAUUUACUCAGAAAGGAGCACUACAGAGACAUCUGCCGAUUCAUACUGGGGAGGCACCAUUUCAGUGUGAACUAUGUGGCAAGCGUUUUGUUCAUCACACAAGUUUCAACAUGCAUACAUUGGCACAUACUGGUCAGAAGAGUUACAAGUGUAAGGUGUGUGGGUUGGCACUUUUGUCAGGCUCACAUCUUAAGCGCCAUUCCCGUGUCCACACAGGAGAACGCCCUUAUCAGUGCCAGACAUGUGGAAAAAGAUUUGCUGAACGUUACAACUUGGUUGCACACAAUCGCAUCCAUGAUCCAUUGGGAGCCAAUGCCAGGGAAGGUAGCUUUAAGAAAAUUCACAGAUGCCAACUCUGUGGCGCAGGUUUUGAUCGUAAACCAAAACUUGAAGAUCAUCUUGCAUUAAGCCAUAACAAGAUCAGUGAUUCUGAUGAUAGCCGUAAAUGGGUUGGCCAUCUCAUUACCAAUGAACUGAAUCAGCAACCACCAUCUUCAUCAAAUUCUUCAAUGAGCACUGGUCAGCUGUCUCUCCAUCAGCCACAUCCACCCCUACCAACUGAUGUCUCUCGACGAAGAGGCACCAGUGAUGGACACCUUCUCCUUCAGUCACACCUCCAUGGUUCAGAAAGUGACAGCAAACCACUUGGCAACACUGCUCCUCACCAUCAUCCAUUGACUGCUUUAAGAGCAGAAACCAAUCAACAUCAACAGAGCUGGCAUCAUAUGAUCUUUGGAGGGAAGGUCAUGGAUAGUGAUAUGAUUGAGACUUCUGGAAUGGAAAGUAAUACUGCAAAAAUGGUCCCCAUUUCAGCAGUUUUGGAAAAUCAGCAUCGUCUCUUGUCAGAUAUGACUACUUUGGGAGGUGGGCUUGGCCCAGGACAGAGUGCGGGUAGAAACCUUCUGCCUUCAUGUUUAACCGGAGGUCACUCAUCACUCCCCCAACCUGGUAAUCAACCCACACAUCACAUUCCAAAUAUACCAAACCCUCAUUCAUCCCUGACACCACGUGUUAAUAUGUUCCCUUCUGACAAUAACUAAGAACAAUUGAAAGUAGAGUAGCUUCUUACAAAAUGGCAGCAGAUCCAGCACAAGGUCUGUAUAUCAAUUUGCACUUUUUAUGCAUUUAUAACAUUAUACAGCCUCAUAAAAUUGUCUCCUUCUCAAGUUAAAGAGUUUCACUUGCUUUAAUAAUGGGUUGUCUAUUUUUCAGUGAAGUUUUGUUGGUGGGAAAUUAGAGAUAAUAACAGUUACUAGUGACUGAUGUUAAUGGAUUGUACAUAAAUGAGAUUUAGAGAGAAUUUUAUUACAGCUUAUUUUUAUGUACUAUUCUGGCAGUUGCCUAUAGAAACAAAAGAAAGCCAUAAUGAAAUUUAUUACUGCUAGUCUUCGGAUAACUUAAACCUGUUCCUGAAAACUAAUACACAGUAGUUUGCAGUUAAGUUACAUGCAUGUAGCAUAUUAUUGUGGCACUCUAUUUAUUUUCUGGACACAAUAUAAAAUUCUAAAAAUUGUUAAGUUUCAAUGACUUCCUCUCUCUCUCUCCCUCUCUCUGCUCACAUGUAACCCUAUGAAUAAAGAUUAGCUGUGUCUAGUGAGCCCUAUAGAAUAUGCUACUCUUUGUUUAUGUUAUAAUGCAGAAUGUAUUGAGUCAUUAUACUGGUCCGUGCUUGAGCUUGCCACAUACAGACCUAUCCAGCUCAGAGAACAUGUUUUGUUGAAGUUGGUCUAAUGUCUGUUGAGAACACUAGAAUGAUGAAACAUGAUCAAAGAAAGUUAUAUCAUAAUGCUCAGAACAUCAAAAUUAAUGUUCAUUGUGCAAAAAGUUAUGUAAAAAGAGCAAAGUAAUAUAUUGUCACGUGUUGGGUGUAUAACGCGACAAAUAACUUCACGCCUUAUCUGAUAUAACGAAUUAUUGCACAUUCGCGCCUACAAUUACACAGUUUACAAUCUCAACAUUACUGCCAUCGGCAGUAUCACAAAUACUAGACUGCAAAUGCUGGUUGACUUCCUGGCUAACUCGUGACUAACUCGUAACUUGAGUACUUUCGAACUAACUGUGAAUAGUCUUCGCUGCUCCUUAUUUAGCCUCGUUCCAGACAACACAGAAAACAGCCACGUAAUAGGCACCACUGUUGUCUGCCGCCGUGUUUGCCUGUUAUGUAAUGGGUACCGUUGUUAUUACCAUCGUCUCUCGCAACCACUGUUUACCCACUUUGCUUAGCAACCACUGUUUACUCGCGUUGCAUA